This is a messenger RNA of Salvelinus fontinalis (brook trout), 5719 nucleotides long. RefSeq names its product general transcription factor II-I repeat domain-containing protein 2-like. Bases 58 to 1512 code for a protein of 484 amino acids. The transcript is spliced from 2 exons. The record is from RefSeq and is a predicted model, not a curated record. NCBI's taxonomy places the organism in Eukaryota, Metazoa, Chordata, Actinopteri, Salmoniformes, Salmonidae.
GAAGAGAUCGCUAAAUCAGCCCGGCCAUUUACGGAGGGGGAUUUCAUCAAAAACUGCAUGAUUAAAGUUUGUGACGAAGUUUGCCCAGAAAAAAGGCAACUCUUUUUAAAUGUGAGUCUGAGCAGAAACACCAUUGCCGAGAGAGUAGACCAGUUGUCCAUCAAUCUAAAAGAGCAGCUUGUGAAAAAGGGAAAAGAUUUCAUUGCAUAUUCCUUGGCUGUGGAUGAGAGCACCGACAUUUCUGACAUUGCCCAGUUGUCAAUUUUCAUCCGCGGAGUGGACUCCAGCCUAAGCGUGACAGAGGAGUUUUUGGCUUUACGUCCUAUGCAUGGCACAACUACGGGGCAUGAUUUGUAUGAAGAGGUGUCAAGAUGUGUAAAUGAGAUGGAGCUGCCUUGGGAAAAACUCGUGGGUUUGACAACCGACGGAGCACCUGCGAUGUGUGGACACAGGAGCGGACUGGUGGCGAAGAUACGGGAAAAGAUGCAAGAGGAAAACGCGACAGGUGAGCUGACAGCUUAUCAUUGUAUCAUACACCAGGAAGCGUUGUGCGGUAAAGCCUUGAAAAUGGAGCAUGUAAUGAGCAUCAUCACGCGCACAGUUAACUUUAUCAGAGCCAAAGGUUUGAAUCACCGCCAGUUCAAGGCAUUUCUGACGGAGUUAGAAACGGAGCAUGGUGAUUUGCCUUAUCACACAGAGGUGCGAUGGCUAAGCCAGGGAAAGGUGCUUCAAAGAUGUUUCCAGCUUCGUGAGGAGAUUUGUCUGUUCUUGGACAGCAAAGGGAAAGACACAACACAACUCCGAGACGAAAUGUUUCUGUGUGAAAUGGCUUUUCUGUGUGACAUUACGAGUCAUCUGAAUGCAAUGAACUUGCAGCUGCAGGGUCGGGAUCAUGUCAUCUCUGAUAUGUACAGUACAGUGAAGGCAUUUAAAACCAAACUGACUCUGUGGGAGACGCAGAUGCGGAAAGAAAAUUUGAGCCACUUUCCCAGCUGCCAGACCAUGAAAGAGAAGCUCUCUACCAGUGCGUUCCCGAGCGCACAGUUGGCUGAUAAAAUAGGUAUGCUUGCCGCUGACUUUCGACGCCGAUUUGCUGACUUUGAAGCACAAAAAAGCAGGUUGGAACUGCUCGGUAACCCAUUUGCUGUUGACGUGGAAAGCUCACCACCAAACCUCCAAAUGGAGUUGAUUGACCUCCAAUGCAAUGAUGCACUGAGGGCAAAAUAUGCGGCAGUGGGUGCUGCGGAGUUCGCCCGUUUCCUCCCCGACACAAUGCCCCAGCUGCGCAUCCAGGCUGCUCAAACGUUGUCUAUGUUUGGCAGCACAUACCUGUGUGAACAACUGUUUUCUUUGAUGAACCUGAACAAAACAUCACACAGAAGUCGACUUACUGCUGAACACCUCCACUCAAUUCUGAGGAUUUCCUCAGCUCAGAGCCUUACCCUGAACAUUGAUGAACUUGUGGAAAAGAUGGGACACCACCAAGUAUCACCCUCAACCUCAAACAAGUGAACAUUACUGUGCAAUCACAUAUUUAGAGUUUUUACUCAGUUCAAGUUUAAAAGUUCAAGUUUAAUAUUUGUUUUCACUGCAUGUUACUUCUCCUUAAACAAAGUGUUGUUUUUGAUUAAUAGAUUUUUGCACUUUAUUUUAUUGUAUUUCAAUCCAAUUAUAUUUUAAAAAUAUUUCAGUUGAGUGGAUGAUAGAAAAUUGCUAUUAUUGUUUUUUUCUUUGAAGUAAAUUUAGCCCACUUUUGCUAAAAUAGAAAAUAUAGGCUACUGAUGGUGCCUUGAAUACCGGUUUCUUUCAUUUAAUGUUCAUGUUAUGGGGAUUUUUAUAUAAAGGAAAUUUGUCUUUUGUGUCUGUUGAAAAUUAAAGAUUACUGACAGAGCCAUAAGAAAAUAUUGCUUUAUUUAUCUGAUCAUAUUGGAAUAUAUUUGUUAGGUUUUCAGUAGGUUCAAUUAGGUUCACUAGACUAUAUGCGUCAUUUAAAAAAUUUUCGAACAGUCCGGCCCUCGGCUUGUAGCUAAAUUUUUUAUUUGGCCCUCCGUCCAUUUGACUUUGACACCCCUGAUCUAGACAAACGAUUUACGAUUUAAUGCCUAUACCCGUCGGUUAAUAUUGCUUGAAUAUUAAUACAGAAUAACUUUACCUUUUACAAUAUAAAUGAGUUGGUUGUCCAAUCCUUUAAAUUGUCUUUUGUGUAGAAACUAGACUUGUUCCCCUCGAUCUUGGAGUGUCAGAUGUUUUCUCCUCUAGGGUUUUGGGUCUAAUUUCUACUUUUUAUUCAAUGUUUGCAAAGCACACAGUUAUACAUGUCAUUACAGUUUCUUUACGUCUUUCCAAUAAAACAUCAAUAAUCAUCAAAAAACACUUGAACUCUCAAUGCCUUAUCUAUGUAUUACAACAAGCAGUUAAUUACCUUAGCGUAGGUCGACCUGGUUGGGUCCCGGAGAGUAUGUUCUUCAACUCACAAUUGCUCUACCGGUUUAGCCAAUCACUUCAGUAUCUGUUCCUCCUGCUAGAAGUUGUACCAUGGACUUUUUAUUUUUUUGUAUAUUUUUUCUGAUUAGUAACGAGACUGCUAUCGUAGUUCAAGACCCUGUGUGACACCCCUAAGAGUGUGCGGUAUACUUGACUCAGUAGGUCUCGCCCAAAAACCAGCGGUCAAAAGGUACAAUUGUUCUAGAGUAUGAAAUUCAGAUAUGUAUCUGUUUCUCCUACUAGAAGUCGAGAACAACACCCUUCAUAGCACCCACUACGCCCUUCAUCCACUCCAGCUUGGUGGAUAUAUUCAGCGCGAGGGGUGUACGGGGUAGUUGACUCAAUAUGUCUCAUUCAUAAAUCAGAAGUCAAGAGAUACAAUUGUUCUAGAGUAUGAAAGCCAGAUAUGACCUUUUAGGUUGAUGAUAGUUUGAAGUAUCACGAGUUUAGUGAUAAGUCAAGUCGCACUACCACACAAUUUUUUUUGGACAGCAUGCUUCUUAUAUACUCUGGGGGACCAAGUCAGCCUUAACGCUCAGUUUACAUUUCUAUUCUUGUCAGCGAAUGCGGCAAGCUGUCUCUGUGAAUAUAUUAUCAGCGACUAUGCCUAUGCGUUCUCUAAGUUUAAACCUUCCAUCAAUUUAACCCAAUCAACCUCUACUGUUGGUCUGACUUCUUCCUGGUUGAUUGAUGGCCCGCCUUCUGCCUCUGCUGGGGGUGGUGAUUGGAUGCAUGAUAUCCUAUCCAACCAGUCGUUUGUCCCCCACCCAAGUGGCAGAACCAGUGAUGAAGAUGUGGGCGGAUCCAGUAAGGGAGGUGUCAUCAGAGCCUUUUUUGUGUUUCAGCGUCGCGACAUGACCAAAUAUUUGGCAAAAUCUAAAAAAUGACAGAGCAAGAUAGAGAUUGACACUAGGUCCAUAUUGGUGUUAUUGCUCAACUUCUUGUGGUUGUGUGUUCCGAAGGAUAUAGCCCUGAUGGACGAGCAGGAGAGGGAGGAGUUCACCAGGAAGAUUGGCAUCUCAGUGGACAGCAGUGACAACACUGAUGAUGAAGACGAUGACCAAGAGACCCACAAGUACAGCUGCAAGAAGUGUCAGAUCCACGGAUGACACAAUCGCCAUUGUACAGCACACUGCCCUAUCCCAUCUGGACAAGAGGAAUACCUAUGUGAGAAUGCUGUUCACAGCUCAGCUUUCAACACCAUAGUCUCCUCCAAGCACACCAUUAAGCUCAGGGGGCCCCUCAGAGGUGUGUGCUCAGCCCCCUCCUGUACUACCUGUUCACCCACGACUCCAACACCAUCAUUAAGUUUGCAGACAACAGGACGGUGGUAGGCCUGAUCACAGACACUGACAAGACUACAUGGAGAAGGUUAGAGACCUGGCAGAGUGGUGCCAGGACAACAACCUCUCCCUCAAUGUCAGUAAGACCAAGGAGCUGAACGUGGACUACAGGACGUGGACUACCGCCCUCAAUCGCACGGCUCUACAGAGGGUGGUGCAGACAGACCAAUACAUACAGGUUAAGUCUGAAGUUUACAAUCACCUUAGCCAAAUACAUUUAAACUGAGAUUUUCACAAUUCCUGACAUUUAAUCUUAGUAAAAAUUGUCUUAGUUCAGUUAGGAUCAAAACUUUAUUUUAAGAUUGUGAAAUGUCAGAAUAAUAGAGGAGAGAAUGAUUUAUUUCAGGUUUUAUUUAUUUCAUUACAUUCCCAGUGGGUCAGAAGUUUACAUACACUCAAUUAGUAGUUGGUAGCAUUGCCUUUAAAUUGUUUAACUUGGGUCAAACAUUUCGGGUGGCCUUCCACAAGCUUCCCACAAUAAGUUGGGGGAAUUUUGGCCCAUUCCUCCUGACAGAGCUGGUGUAACUGAGUCAGGUUUGUAGGCCUCCUUGCUUGCACACGCUUUUUCAGUUCUGUCCACACAUUUUCUAUAGGAUUGAGGUCAGGGCUUUGUGAUGGCCACUCCAAUACCUUGACUUUUUUGUCCUUAAGCCAUUUUGCCACAACUUUGGAAGUAUGCUUGGGGUCAUUGCCAAUUUGGAAGACCCAUUUGUGACCAAGCUUUAACUUCCUGACUGAUGUCUUGAGAUGUUGCUUCAAUUUAUCCACAUCAUUUUCGUUCCUCGUGAUGCCAUCUAUUUUGUGAAGUGCACCAGUCCCUCCUGCAGCAAAGCACCCCCACAACAUGAUGCUGUCACCCGUGUGCUUCAUGGUUGGGAUGGUGUUCUUCGGCUUGCAAGCCUCCCCCUUUUUCCUCCAAACAUAACGAUGGUCAUUAUGGCCAAAAAGUGCAAUCUUUGUCCCCAUGUACAGUUGCAAACCGUAAUCUGGCUUUUUUAUGGCGGUUUUGUAGCAGUGACGUCUUCCUUGCUGAGCGGCCUUUCAGGUUAUGUCGAUAUAGGACUCGUUUUACUGUGGAUAUAGAUAUUUUGUACCUGUUUCCUCCAGCAAGGUCCUUUGCUGUUGUUCUGGGAUUGAAUAGCACUUUUUCCACCAAAUUACAUUCAUCUCUAGGAGACAGAACGCGUCUCCUUCCUGAGCGGUAUGACUGCUGCGUGGUCCCAUGGUAUUUAUACUUGCGUACUAUUGUUUGUACAGAUGAACGUGGUACCUUCAGGCGUUUGGAAUUGCUCCCAAGGAUGAACCAGACUUGUGGAGGUGUACAAUUUUUUUUCUGAGGUCUUGGCUGAUUUCUUUUGAUUUUCCCAUGAUGUCAAGCAAAGAGGCACUGAGUUUGAAGGUAGGCCUUGAAAUACAUCCACAUGUACACCUUCAAUUGACUCAAAGGAUGUCAAUUAGCCUAUCAGAAGCUUCUAAAGCCAUGACAUCAUUUUCUGGAAUUUUCCAAGCUGUUUAAAGGCACAGUCAACUUAGUGUAUGUAGACUUCUGACCCAUUGGAAUUAUGAUAUAGUGAAUUAUAUGUGAAGUAAUCUGUCUGUAAAGAAUUGUUGGAAAAAUUACUUGUUUCAUGCACAAAGUAGAUGUCCUAACCGACUAAGUGUGACUGUUAGGAAUGCUCUGAUUAAAAGAAGAAUAUGAAAUGAUUUUGGCAUAUGACUUUGAAUGCCUUGCACAACAGGUUUAAAGAAGACAAUUAGAUGAUAGAGUCUAAGCGUUCUUUAUGAGUAGAUCAUGAGUGUAGAGCAGCCAAGACACAGAGCAUUUAACCAGUAGAGAUGAUCAGAUGUAAAAAAAAUAAAUUAAAAAAACAAUCAUUUUUUAUCUGAAAGCA